Fukomys damarensis (Damara mole-rat) is the source of this 1910-nucleotide messenger RNA. RefSeq names its product chromosome unknown C4orf19 homolog (gene Pgcka1). The transcript has 4 exons. The coding region runs from base 195 to 878 and encodes 227 amino acids. Lineage: Eukaryota; Metazoa; Chordata; Mammalia; Rodentia; Bathyergidae. The record is from RefSeq and is a predicted model, not a curated record.
CAAGGAAGCUGGGGAAGGAAGAGCAAGCAGAGAAGUGGUUGUUAACUCACUCUCCUAUUCGGGAGGGACUGGAGAGGCAAGGAGAGAGCAGGUGUGUGGUGGAGAGACACAAGAUGGAAGAGGAAGAGAAAUUGAACUAUGAGAGAAACCUAAUGGACAAUCUCCUCAACAGGUGGUAACAAAAAAUAAUCCAGAUGGGGUGCAAAUGCUGUAAAAUGAUACAAAGCUACCUCUGUGACCCAGCUCAAGCACCGUCCCCUGAUUACGUCAACGAAGUAAGCAGCUCCAAUUUGGAUGAAGACCACACUGUUAAAUUAAAAGGCCAGCUAAGCAGUGAGGUUCUGGUGCAUAAAAAUGUCCUCCCCAGUGAGGGCUUAAGGAGAACUGAGAGCAGAGGCUGGAAUGCUGGCCCACAGGAGCCUAGCAGGGCACAACAAGGAUCACUCCCUCAGGAGGACGUGGGAUGUGCACACUGUGCCAAGCCUGGAGGCACUGCCAAUGGCAUCGGCCCCAGAGCCUCUCCACAGUCCCUCAGGAAAGCCCAGCUGGGCUCAUGGGCCAGCACAGAAGAAAGCAUUCACACAGCUCUGCCCUUCCUUGAAGUCAGGGACUCCGGGAGCCAGGACUGUGUGCUGCCCUCCUUGGAAGAGACUCCAGCCAUGGGAAAAGGCGAGUGCAGAGCUCCUGCUGAGGCACAGAGUCCAGUCUGGGAAGGACAAGGCCAUAGCUUCCUACUGCCAGCCCCAGAUUACCCUCCCCUGUGGGACCUGGCUGCAGAAAGACAUGGGGAUAUUGGGGAUGAGGAUGAAGCAGUGGCUGAAGCCCUUGCAGCAUUAGAAGCAGCUACUGCAGGAGAAGAUGUGGAUGAGGCAGACUAGCAAGCAGAAUUGGUGUGGCCAGUGAGCCAGUGCCAUGCUGAGCAAGGUGAGAGCCCUGUGCUCCUUGGGACAAGAGCUGAGCACUGGCCAGCACACCCUGGUGUGGCUUAGGUCUUGUUUACCUCCAGCGUCUGUUCUGAUUCUGGCUGCCUGAGCUGUGCUGCUUGUUAAAAGUGUUGUAGCCUUACUGUGUCCUUGGGCCUUCACUGGGAACAUCUGAGUGAGCUGAUCUGACUCUGUUCACAGAAUGUGCAGAAACUGUGCACCGUUUUUCCCAGCUAUCACAGCCCAGAGAAGCUCUGGUGCAGAAGGCAUAAGAAUGCAGUCAAGUCCCCAUUCCCAAUCCCAAGGAAAGACAGUCACUGAGCAUCCUGUUUGACUGUAAAUCCUUUGCCUUGCUUGUGAGAGCCAAGUGUCCCUGACCUUGUAAAGGUAGCUCUACCUUCAAAGUGCCUAUCAUGCUCAGGGACAGUCACCCAGGGAACUGAUAACUAAUCACUUGUUGGACACUAGUUAGGUGGAGCAGUUUUCAGGAGGACUGGAAGUGACCAGGAAACAAAUGGUUAGUCUUUCAUGUGAUAGGAAAACACAUGGACCUUAACAUUUUUUCACUGUGACUUUUUAUAAAUCUCCUUGUGAUUGGGGAGCCUGGGCAAAAUCAUUGUAAAAACUUCUUCUGUCAUAUUUUUGGGUUAAAUUCAUGAGUUUUGGGAACAGCAGAACCAUAUAUGGAUAGCUUUAUGCCAUUAAAAGUCUGAUCCCAAUUAAAAUAUACCAUUUUUUUUGGUCUCUCUGUAUGGACUCAGAGGUGGUUCUGACAUAGAUCCAUGUAGAACUGAGAAGAGUUGAGAUGGUCAAGCUUGUGGAAAAAAAGUAUAAACAUAAAAGACAUUUUAGUUUGCUGUUUUGGAACCUAGACUCUGAAAUUUCACUGACCUGGAGCAAAUAAUUCAUCUUCUCUCAUUGCCUAUCUGUUAAGUGAACGCCUAAUAAUAUGUAUUGUGAAGAUUCACACACUUGCCUGGCACACAG